CUGGUUCGACCAGCGAUGCACCUCUCUUUGCGUACGAGACGGCGUCUCGCGUUGUUUACAAAUCAACGCUAUUACGUUGCUGCACAUCGUGUACACACAGCUUUGCUCGCAUGCAACAGGCGACACCGCGUUGCCAAAGUUUCCUCUUGAUUAAUCGAUCGGAAAUUACGGCCAGUCCGAGAGCGAUAACUCCUCUCUCUCGGCGAUUCGAAUUAAUCGCGCGCGGUCCACCGCCGGUAGACGCACAAAUCAGGGAGAGCGUGAAGAAACGCGUAGACGCAUCAGCGUACAUAGCCUAAAAAGUCGUGCUCGUUUCUAGGGAAAAAAUCUGUUGAUAAGUUUGCGGGUGCACGCGCAAGGAAUAUCAGUUGUGUAAUUACGCCAAAGGUAGAGCUCGGCUUGGAAUCAAUACGAACGGAUUACUUGAACCGGUGUUUUGACUUAAAAAAAAAAAAAAAAAACGUGAAAACAAAACCAGGUGCAUACUCGUGUAACACGCGUAUCGAACGGUUGAGGUUAGUUCGUGAGAAAUUAAGAGAUACAGUGAACGGAUCAAACGACCCUGAAAAAAAAACGAGUAUCAAGCUGCUACGUGUGUGCCUUGAUGGGGUGUGCUUUCAGUGUGUUUGGGCGGGGUGUCAGGCAGUCGGUGCCGCAUCGGCUUAUGCAGCUAGUUUUCUAAAAAUGGCAGCGUCGUUCGGUUUUCACCCGUGGAAUAACAAUUACUGGCUACGACCGAGGAAGAAAUCCAGUUGACACCCGGGCGCGGGUAAGCUAGGUAGAACGGAGAGUAAGGGCGAACACGUGGUCCGUGAGGGAGCUAUUCGUCCGGUUUACUAGCCGUUGUGCGUGUACUCGGCUAGCUACGCCCCUGGCGCACGUGCGUACGCGUACUUCCACGAGUCGUUGCGUACGGUGCACGUGUGAGUGACAAAUCGCGAGUGAAAGUGUCGGAGGCUAGUGACUUUUUUUCGUAUUUUCACGCUCUCCUCACGGGCUUUCGAUAUUUUACCACGCGAAAACUUGUCGUGACAACAGAAACUUGACGUUUCGGAGCUUCGGUGUCGACACCUUUCGACCGUCAAAUGUUUACGAUCAAGUUAAGGGAUGAAGUUGAAAAAAGCGAAGAAACGUUUCUGUGCUAAUGAAAAAUUAAUCAAGCCCGUGAUUCGCACGAUUAUCGUUGUUUGUUCGAGGUGAAUUUAGUGAUCAUACGAAGAGUAUUCGGUAAAUAUACGAAAGCGAGUCACGUGGCGCCACCUGCGCGUUACGUCCCUGGCAAGGGUCGUCUGUUGACUCUGGUGGUGUUUAUUCGCGCUUGCCUCUUCUCUCUCUCUUGCACCGGGUCAUUUGUGUUUGGACGAUCGCGAAUUUUUUGCAAUGUGACGGCAAAAUGAAUCAAGAUUAGUGUGAUGUCGGACCUGUGCACGCGCCUAACAGUGGGUGCGCGCCUGGAUCUCGACUGGAAAACUGGCGGAACGUCUUGAAACAGGUCAAAUAUCACCGUGAAAAUGCCGGCAACGCGACCGUACAGGUGCUUAUUGUUAUCAAUCGGUUUCAUGGUCUUCCACGAGACCUUUUAUCGAAAAACUGCGAAUCCGUGUUCUUCGAGAGUUUCGUGAAUCGUGCAUCGUGCGUUUUAAGUGUUCUCGCGGCGGUAGGACUCGCGAAUCGCGUUCCAACAACGUUAGAGGUUAGGUUACCGGCACAUAACCUUAAAGUGACUCUCAAGCAAUCUAUUAAUCGCUGUUUACGGAGGAAUUGAUACGCAACAUUUUCAUGAGCUCGAUCGGUUGCGUGCAGUGUACUGACAAAGAUUAACUGUUUCUGCUGCGUGCUGAUUCCUACCACAGUGGGUGAUCGGUGCAAUGGAAUGAGCUGGAUGAUCACAGGACAAUGAAGGCCAAUGGAACAAACAAUGGCUGUAGCCGCCUAAACACGCCAUUGGCAGCCACUACCACACUGGAGGAUCCGGGAACACCAGCCUCGUGGAAGGGCCCGCCACCGGGCUCGGAGGCAUCACCCUUUACACCGAACUCGGUUGGCCAGGGUGGUGGCCCUGGCUCCGGUCCGUACAAUAGUUCAGGUGGUCCACCAAGCAAUGCAGCAUUUCAAGGACCGAGUCCUUUCCCCGGUGGUGCCGGUAGUCCAGCGGGUGCACCACCUUACCAAGGACCACCUCCUGGUUCAGCGACACCUCAGUACACUGCCUCGCCUGCACCAAGCGGUUCCUCGACCCCUGGUCCAGGACCACCGCCGAAUUCAUCGGGCUUCCCUCCACCGCCAAACAAUUCCGGGCCUCCUUACAAUGGACCCGGACCAAGCCCGUUUGGCUCGCCCUCCGGUGGACCACCUCAAUUCGUUGGUCGACCUGGCUCCUCGGGACCACCUUUCGUACCACCUGGAGCAGGAAAUCCGCACUUUCCUUCUCACGGACAGCCGUUCGGUGGACCUCAGUACGGUAUACCACCAGGAAGCCCGUUUGGACCUGGACAUCCGAUGACAGGACCUAUUGGACCGGGGCACCCAGCGAUGAUGGGACCUGGUGGACCCGUGGAUAGGAUGGACCAAGGAUCGUUGCCUGUCCCCAGGAGGCACACUCCGUACUUUGGCCAACCGGACUACAGGCUCUACGAGUUGAACAAGAGGUUACAGCAGCGCACCGAGGAGAGCGAUAAUCUCUGGUGGGACGCAUUCGCGACCGAAUUCUUCGAGGACGACGCAACCUUAACCCUCUCGUUUUGCUUGGAGGAUGGUCCCAAGAGAUACACGAUAGGUAGGACGUUAAUACCUAGGUACUUCCGCUCGAUAUUCGAGGGCGGAGUGACGGAACUUUACUACAAUUUGAAGCACCCCAAGGAGUCAUUUCAUAAUACAAGCAUAACCCUCGACUGUGAUCACUGCGUAAUGGUCACGCAUCACGGAAAACCGAUGUUCACGAAGGUAUGCACGGAGGGUAGAUUAAUAUUGGAAUUCACGUUUGACGACCUUAUGAGGAUAAAGUCGUGGCAUAUGGCUGUGAGGACGCACAAGGAGCUGGUGCCUAGGUCUGUGGUCGGUAUGCAACAGGACCCGACGAUGCUCGAACAGCUUAGCAAAAACAUUACCAGGCAGGGCAUCACCAAUUCUACCCUGAACUACCUUAGGUUAUGCGUGAUCUUGGAACCGAUGCAGGAGCUAAUGUCGAGGCACAAGGCGUACGCGUUGUCACCACGGGAUUGCUUGAAGACGACCUUGUUCCAGAAAUGGCAGAGGAUGAUUGCCCCGCCGGGUAAGAGAGAAUCGCAGAGGCCGGCUAGUAAACGAAGAAAGCGAAAGGGUAGCACCUCGGGGCCGGGCAACAACGCGCCUCCGGCACCUAGCAAGAAGAGGUCACCCGGUCCAAAUUUUUCCCUAGCGUCCCAGGACGUGAUGGUGGUGGGUGAACCAUCCCUGAUGGGUGGCGACUUCGGCGACGAGGACGAGCGGUUGAUUACAAGGCUGGAGAACACGCAGUACGACGCGGCGAACAGCCUGGACCCUCACAGUCACGACACUCAGGGUGGACCGCCACCUCAUCCCCACCAGUUCCAUUCGGAACCAACACCGGGCAACUCUUGGCCGCCAGACCGUGGUCCCGGCCCGCCACAGGGAGGACCUGGUAGUCAGGGAGUACAAGGCGGGCAAGGCGGUGCAGCGACGGGUGUACAGGGGUCUCAGGAUGCCAGUCAACAGCAACAAGACAAGAAGAGCCCUGCGGUGAGCCAGUGAGGCCAGGAGUCCCCGCGCCCCCCUACCAGGGGGCGACGGGGGCGCAGGCCCAAGAACAUGGCUCCCUAGCGGGGCGAGAACCCCAACCUCCCCGGCGCGUACCUGGCCUCGUCCGGUUGUUCGGCCGGCAGACUGUCGCACGUCGGUGUACACCCGUUGGCAGCCUGUCAUCCGGCCGCCCUGGCCAGCCAUCAUCGUUCGGAACAGCACGUUCAACUG
Messenger RNA from Osmia lignaria (orchard mason bee), 3969 nucleotides. RefSeq names its product LIM domain-binding protein 2 Chi (gene Chi). Lineage: Eukaryota; Metazoa; Arthropoda; Insecta; Hymenoptera; Megachilidae. The record is from RefSeq and is a predicted model, not a curated record.